Molecule: messenger RNA, 299 nt
Organism: Hymenoscyphus albidus
Lineage: Eukaryota; Fungi; Ascomycota; Leotiomycetes; Helotiales; Helotiaceae
Source: the annotation of a GenBank genome assembly
AUGCAAAUCGCGAAGGUUCUCACCGCACUUGUGCCUCUGAUCAUUGCAGUAUCAGCACAGGCAUCACAGGCGAAACGGAAUACCUUUUGCAGAAGCCAAGCUGUUAGUCUUCCAGCCGGCGGGAGCUGCAACGGACAGGUCCGCUGUGUAAGUGGCAAAUCUUGGUAUUACUGGUAAUAAGACUAACAAAUACGCGAAGUGUACCGAAAGAGGCAAAGUAGAAGACUUUCAAACCCCCAGUUUCUGUUCGCUUAUUACAGAUUCGGAAGGAGGGACUACCAACUGCGGUGGUGGUGUAA